Eimeria necatrix is the source of this 2199-nucleotide messenger RNA. RefSeq names its product molybdopterin cofactor sulfurase, putative. NCBI's taxonomy places the organism in Eukaryota, Apicomplexa, Conoidasida, Eucoccidiorida, Eimeriidae. Bases 1 to 2199 code for a protein of 732 amino acids. The record is from RefSeq and is a predicted model, not a curated record. The transcript is spliced from 11 exons.
AUGAGGAGACAAGGGCUCGCGUGCGCCUGUGGCAUAGCGCUGCUCACUGUCGUUUUGGCCGGCGCUCGUGCUUCUGAUGCUGCUGCUGCUGGCGUGCUUGCUGCCACAGACGACCAGCCGUGCAGCUGCAGCGGGGAGACGCCCGCAGCAGCAGGCGUGACGGUGGCGGCCACGCAGCCGCCUCCUUCCAUUUCUGGCUUGUCCCCUGAGGGCGUAUACUUCAUCCCCGAGCCUCUCCCCACUGAAGAGACACAAGAAGCUUGCUUGAAGCAGCAGGAGCAGCAGAGUAAGCCGGAUCAACUGCAGCAACAGGAAGAACAGCAGCAGACUCAAGGCCCGCUCUGCUCAGUGGUUGACUCACAGGGCUGGGAGCACCCCUCUUCGUACACUGCCAGUAUCGUUUUUGCCCCCGUAAGAGCGACCCAUGCGAAGCCCCCACAAGAAGGCCCUCAUAUUGAACUUCCUGCCUCUGAAAGUUCCAAAAUAGCAGCAAAAGAAAGAGUGAGAGAGGGCCCCAAGACUGCCGACGAAAGGGUACCUGCUGCCGCCCACAGCCCCCGUCCCGAGAGCCCCGACACACUGCCUGAGCACAUAGAAGGUGUGUUCUCUGCUGCCCAGAAGGAGGUGCAGCAGCUGCUGGCAGCAGACAGCGAAAAGAGCAGCAGCAAGCGCGAAAGGGAGCACCAUCCGGAGAGCCUGUGCAGGCGGGGCCGGGCGCCGACGCAUGCAGAAAGGCGGCAGCAGUUUUUGCUGCAGUUCGGAGAAGACUAUUCACUCAAGGCAGAAGAAACUGCUCAGAAGCAGCUGCGAAGGCUAAAGGGAGAUAUCUACCUGGACUAUGCGGGCGCUGCCCCUUAUCAAGAGCAGCAGCUGCUGUCGGUCUUCAAGGAUUUGGGACUGCACGCGUUCGGCAAUGCUCACUCCCGCAAUCCCUCAGCGAAGCUGACAGAUGAGAGGACUCGAGAGGCCCGCGAGUUGACCCUGAAGUUUUUUGGUGCUGAGGAAAGUGACUUUGCAGUUGUCUUCACUUCGGGCGCCACUGCAGCUAUAAAGCUGGUUGGUGAGGACUUUCCCUUUAGUGGAAAGUCGAGUUUUUUCUAUUUAAGAAUAAAUCACAACUCCGUCUUGGGCGUUAGAGAACUUGCAUACGCCGCCGGAGUGGAGGCCGUAAGAGCGUUAUCAGAACGCGAGGUGAACUCGAUUUUGGCGGAGAGGGAAAAGGAAGGCUUGAAGACUGACUGGAGCGACAGCUCCUCCCACCCUUACUGUCUUUUUGGUUUUCCUCUUAAGGAUAACUUUAAUGGCACGUCAUACCCCGUUGGAUGGAUAGAAAAAAUCCACAAGUUCGGGCUUUCCGAUGGCUGUCGGUGGCUCGUCCUCCUUGAUGCAGCUGCUGCGGCGCCGACAACACGGAUUCAGUUGUCUGGAAAUGGGCUGGAGAAGGCUGCAGACUUUCUAGCGGUGUCCUUCUACAAAGUGUUCGGAUACCCCACAGGAUUGGGAGCUCUAGUGCUUAAACGCAGCGCCGCAGAUGUGCUCAAGAAGGUCUACUGGGGGGGAGGCAGUGUUUCGGGCUCUCUAUGCGACGCGCGGUGGCAAAAGCCGAAGAAGGACAUUUCUGCUCGCCUAGAAGACGGUACUGUCAACUUUCUUUCCAUUGCUGCCAUUAAGUAUGGCUUUGCAGCUCUCCAGGCUAUUGGAAUGGACCAAAUUGAACGGCACGUAGCGUCGCUGACUCGCCAUCUCUACCGAUCGCUGAAAUCUCUCCGUCACCGAAAUGGAGCUCCGUUUGUGCUUCUUUACUGGGGACGCACGGAGGAACCUUCCGGCGGAAUCGUGAAUUUCAAUCUGCUUAAGCCUGACGGUUCAUUUAUUCCAUUUGGAGAGGUUGAGGCCAGAACGGCUGCCGCAGGCAUUCAUCUGCGCACAGGAUGCUUCUGCAACCCUGGAGGCUGCCAGGAUUUCUUAGGACUAACUGGUGCCGAAAUUGUCAAUGCAACUCGCGUAAGAGAAAGUUGUUCAGACCCCAGUGGUGCCGUGCUCGUUCGUCCAUCUUCAGAUUUCGGUUGGAUUGGAUCUGGGCCACGGAUUCAUUCAAAGGCUGUUGGGUCUGUACGGAUUUCUUUAGGGUAUCUGAGCACGUUUGCUGAUGUAGACGGAUUGGUUGACUUUCUUGUGCAUGCAUUCCUGUGGCAGUAA